This is a messenger RNA of Chrysochloris asiatica (Cape golden mole), 948 nucleotides long. Its product is annotated as olfactory receptor 7G2-like. Gene Ontology annotation, biological process: G protein-coupled receptor signaling pathway. Gene Ontology annotation, molecular function: G protein-coupled receptor activity; olfactory receptor activity. The record is from RefSeq and is a predicted model, not a curated record. NCBI's taxonomy places the organism in Eukaryota, Metazoa, Chordata, Mammalia, Afrosoricida, Chrysochloridae. Bases 16 to 948 code for a protein of 310 amino acids. The transcript has a single exon. Gene Ontology annotation, cellular component: membrane.
AGGUUCAUCAACAAUAUGGAACCCAGAAACCAAACAGGUGUUUCAGAAUUCUUUCUCCUGGGACUGACAACAGAUCCAGAAAUGCAGCCCCUCAUCUACAAUAUAUUUCUCUUCAUGUACCUGGUCAUCAUCCUAGGAAACCUACUCAUUGUCCUUGUUGUCAGCUCUGACUCCCACCUCCACACUCCCAUGUAUCUCUUUCUUUCCAAUCUGUCAUUUUCUGAUAUAGGUUUAAGUACAACAGUAAUCCCAAAGAUGCUGCUGAACAUCCAGACACAAAAUCAGUCUAUCACUUACAUAGGCUGCCUCAUACAGGCAUGUGCUAUUAUGGUGUUUGGAGGUUUUGAAAACUGUCUUCUUGCAAUAAUGGCCUAUGGCCGCUAUGUGGCCAUUUGUUGCCCACUGAGAUACACAGUCAUUAUAAACCCUCAUCUCUGUGGCCAGCUAAUUCUAUUCUCUUUGUUCACUAGUAUUGUGAAUGUCCAUGUCCAUAGUCUAAUGUUUUUGAAACUGUCCUUCUGUAAACACCUGAAAAUUCCUCAUUUCUUCUGUGAACUUGCUCAAGUUAUCAAGCUUGCCUGUUCCAAUACCUUUAUCAAUGAGUUCUUGCUAUAUUUUUUAAAUUUCAUGUAUGCUGGUAUUCCUAUUUGUGGGAUCUUUUUCUCUUACAUUAAAAUCAUCUCCACCAUUCUGAAAAUACCAUCAGCUGGGAAAUACAAAGCAUUUUCCACCUGUGGGUCUCACCUCUCAGUUGUUUCCUUAUUCUAUGGAACAGCCUUAGGUGUGUACAUUAGUUCUAUAUUUACAAAAUCACCCAGGAAGGUAGGAGUAGCUGCAGUUAUGUACAGUGUGAUUCCUCAAAUGAUGAAUCCUUUUAUCUACAGCCUGAGAAACAGGGAUAUAAAGGCAUCCUUGAGAAAACUCAUUGGUAGAAUUUGUUGUGUUUAG